Messenger RNA from Fonticula alba, 246 nucleotides. RefSeq lists its product as hypothetical. The record is from RefSeq and is a predicted model, not a curated record. Lineage: Eukaryota; Rotosphaerida; Fonticulaceae. The transcript has 5 exons. Bases 1 to 246 code for a protein of 81 amino acids. Gene Ontology annotation, molecular function: protein binding.
AUGCUCGUCAAGGUCAAGCUUCUUACCGGGCGUGAGCUCGAGAUUGACAUCGAGCCCUAUGAGACCCUGACGUCCAGCCACAACGGCCCCCACCAAGGGCAGAUCCUCUCCAUCAAGGAGCGCAUCGAGGAGCGCGAGGGCGUGCCCCCUUCUCAGCAGCGCGAGGAGUCCCUGACCGCCUCCAGCUGCAAGAUCGAGGGUGGCACUGUCUUGCAUUUGGUGCUCACCCUUCGCGGUGGCCUUUGA